Molecule: messenger RNA, 3590 nt
Organism: Scophthalmus maximus (turbot)
Lineage: Eukaryota; Metazoa; Chordata; Actinopteri; Pleuronectiformes; Scophthalmidae
Product: mucin-5AC-like
Exons: 1
Coding region: 302-1213 (303 amino acids)
Source: RefSeq, a predicted model, not a curated record
AACUACAGUCCCAACAACAACUAUCACUGCACCAACCACAACAACUGCUGCCCCAACAACAACUACUACUACUACUGCACCAACUACAACAACUGCUGCCCCAACAACAACAACAACAACAACUGCAGCCCCAACAACCGCAGCCCCAACAACAAUUACUACUGCACCAACUACAACAACUGCUGCACCAACUGCAGCCUCUUCAACUCAUGUCCCAACUACAACAACUGUAGCCCCCUCCACAACAACAACAACUGCCCAACCAACAACAACUGCAGCCACUAUUAUAACCGUGGACCCAAUGACAACAACAUCAGCAACACCCACUACAACAACUGCUGUGCAGACAACAACAGCUGGAUCUACAGCAACUACCGCAACAACUAAAACAACUGCUACCCCAACAACCACUACUACUGCCACAACAACAACAACUACAGUCUCAACAACAACAACUGCAGCCCCAACAACAACAACUGCAGCCCCAACAACAAUUACUACUGGACCAACUACAACAACUGCUGCACCAUCUGCAGCAUCUUCAACUGAUGUCCCAACUACAACAACUGCAGCCCCCUCCACAACAACAACAACUGCCCAACCAACAACAACUGCAGCCACUAUUACAACCAUGGACCCAAUGACAACUACAUCAGCAACACCCACUACAACAACUGCUGUGCAGACAACAACAGCUGGAUCUUCAGCAAUUACCGCAACAACUACAACAGCUGCUACCCUGACAACAACUGCUGCACCAACUACAGCAACUAGUGCCCAAAUGACGGCAACUAGUGCCCCAACAAAUGCUGCAACACCUAAUGCCACAACAAUAAUAAAUGCAAUCCAGACAACAACUGUUGCUCAAGGUACAACAAGUGCUGCCUCAACUGCAACAAAUUUGGCCUCAACAACAACUGCAAUUCUGACAACCACUGCAGAACCAAUUACAGAAACUGCUGCCACAACAACUGCAAUCCCAACAACAAAAAACGUAUUUCGAACUACAACAACUGCAGUUUUGACAUCAACAACUGCUGCGCGAACUGAUGGUGCAGAAACAACGACAACAACAACCUCUUCCCAAGCAACAACACUCUCCAACUCAGCAGCGCAAGCAGACACUACUACAACUACUGCCAGUAACGCCUGUUGUGUUGGAAUGGGAUUGGUCCACAUGUUGAUCGGACUCCUUGUCUUUACUCUGUUUUAGAACUAAAAUGACCUUUGAAGCCACCUCGUGACUUAAGCGAGGCCCUUCUGAAGCCUGGUCUCAUCUUCAUGCAACGCACUGAAAAAGUAACGGUGAACUUAUUUCCUGAAAUGUAUUCCAGUAUUUUCUGUUCUUGUGAAAGUUCUUGGGGAAGUUCAAAGAGCAAUAUGAGCUCUAUGUGAUUGAAAAUAACGGAUAAUGUAUGUUUUUGGUCUUAUUUCAUUGUUUAUUUGUGUAUUUAUUUAUUGCUUUGUUUAAGACUUUAUUAAUGGUGAAAAUGUGGAAAAACAUUUUAUGUGGAUGCUGGUUUUGUACGGCAGCAAAAUAUGGACAUUUUGUGUUAUUACAUAAUAAGGAAAUAUUUACCGCUUUAUGUUGUCUUGGGUUUCCCAAAAAGUUAUUCACAAAUAAAAACAUUUUGUUAUCCUUGCCAUUACUAAUGUUUUGGGGGAAUAAGAGGUAAUAACGCUGCAAUAAACUCAGUUUCACUAUCAUCACAGCAAACGUUUAUUCCACAAAUCACACAUACUAUCCACACCACUAACAAACAGGGAAACAGAACUUCUUUGGCUUCAAACCGUCUGAUAGGAAACUUGCCACUGACUUUAAGAAAAGUAGAGAUGUUUGCUCCGAGCAAAAUUUGGUUUUGCCACGAGAAUUGAAUUAAAUGGUUUAUUCCAACAAAGUCCGGUUGCAAAGGGCGUUCAGUUUGUCCCUCUAUCAGACCUUUGGUCGGAUUUGACAGAAACAUUUAGUCCCCCUGCAUCACCAUUUACAAUCAGUCAAAUACUUCCAGAAUUUCCAGUCAGGCUCUUUUCCAGAAACCUCUGCAGAAAAUGAGAGUAGACGGAAGAUGCAAUGUUUGCACUCUCUUGUGGCUGGGGCAGGUUAUUGUCUCUAUCUUGGAUUCCAGCCAAAGCAUCUUGUGGGUGUGACCGUGUCCCAUUGACAGAGGCUGGCGCUUGUCAAGCUGAGAUGAGAGCAGCUUGACAGCUUGGCAGCUUCUGAGCGUUAAGGAUCAAACCUGCCGUCUCUGGUGGGUGAUUGAGUUUUUACUCAACCCUGACUCUGGUUGUUUGUAAGUUAAUAAAAGGGACAACCCCCCAAGAGCUAUAUGGAGUGAUUUUCAGUGUAAUUCACAUGCUGCUACCUAGAGGAUUAAAUGAAAAUCUGUUUUAUCUUCCAAGUACCCAGAAACUAGAAGCAGCAAUUAAUGCGUUCACUUCAUCCCGGUUAGAAUUUGGCCUGGGCCAACAAAACAUCCAUUAACUCCAGCUGAUCCAAAAGGCUGCAGCCACACUCAUAACCAGGUCCAACAGUGAGGAGCACAUUUCACCCGCUUUAUUAUCACUUCAUUGGCUCCAAGUCCGUUUUAGAAAUUUAUAUUUUAAAAUUUGCAUUGACUGCUUUUAAAGCUGGGCUAGGGUUAGAAUGAGCUGAACUCCUGAUCCUCUGGUAGUUCAUUCAUGGCCGGUCCUUGACAUUACCUUCAAACUAAAAAGGGGAGACCAGGCCUUUUCUGUUCAAGUAAGCAAAAACACUGUCUUCUCUAAAGUCACUUGAAAAAAACCUCUAUAUCAGACUUGCUUUGUUUUUUCAGUCUUUGUUGCUUCUCAAUGAAAAUGUUGCAUCUCAAUGAAAUGUCCCUUAUCUCUGAGAGAAUAUCUUCAGCAUUCCAUACAGGGUCUGCAAGUCAUGACCAAAGCCGGGAAUUCAGUUCCAUCACAAACAGCAUUAAUAGGCAGUUAAGUCUUUAUUUAAUUUACUUUUAAAAACCUCUCCUUGCCUGCUGUAGGCAGAACUAAUGGUUAUUAUAAAGAGAAGUAUAUACCUGGGAAUUUAAUGAAGGAUGUAAAUAGAUUUUUAUUAAAAGGGUAAAUUGCUCUGAAAUUUAUAAUGUGUGUAUUGUAUAAUUGAUGGAACAGUGUUGACUGCAGGGCAGAUGAGUCACCAGGGAAAUUUAUUGAUAUAGACCCAUAUACCGCUUUUUUUCUCUUCAGUUGAAUUCUUCUAUGUUCAAAGUCAUUUAGUUUUACAGUUAAAAUCAUGAAUAUAUUAAUGUUUGUCCCAGGUAUGUUUUUUACUAGCAAAUCAUUCUCAUGUGGGCCUCAUCAUAUAGUAAAUGGAUCUAAUCAUGAUCAUUUCAUGAUCAGAUCUUUCUGCCUUUUGACAGUCAAAAACCCUAACCCAGUGCCCUAACCCCACAAGUUGUAGCUAUACUGUCAUUGACUUGCAAUAUGAUUUGAACAUUGCAUCUGCACUGUGUAACUGUCAUGAGCUCGUGUUUUCAUUUCCUGUUAUAUUUUGAAGUAGUUCCUUGUGUUUCCGCACUUCCUGUUUCCCUGUCUUUUGUCUGUUUUCUUUACUUUGCCUGUGU